AUGGCGGUCUCAGCUUUCCGUGGCACGCGGUUACCAUUUCUCCACCAAUCUCAGUUUCCCAUCACGAGAAAUGUAUCAGGAAGGUCUAAGAAGAUGAUCCAAGGCAGAAAUUCGAAGGGUUUUGUUCUCUCGGCUCAGUAUUCGCAAGCCCAGGACCUUUUCACUUCUCGCCUUCAAAGCAGGAUAGAGAACUUACCAAAACUAGUGGAGGAUAUAGUUCAGACAUCGAUAAACACAGGUCCACGCGGUGCGUUACGCCUUGUCCAAGGCGUCCAGGCCUUUGUUGGGGUUGGAGGAGAGUGGCUAAAUGAUGUCUCUAAGUCGGUGCAGUCGACAAGUGUGUCUGGUGGAUUACCAACUGAAAUGCAGCUUGGUCUACUUUCCCCUCUGUACUUGAGGAAACUCUUUGAACGCAUGGGAGCUACUUACAUUAAGCUGGGCCAGUUUAUAGCAUCUGCGCCAACUUUGUUCCCAGCAGAAUACGUUACAGAGUUUCAGAACUGCUUUGACAAAGCUCCUCCUGUGCCGUUUGAAGAGAUUCGUAAAAUCUUGCAAGAGGAGCUUGGGAGACCCAUAGAUACCGUAUACGAAUAUGUUGAUCCUACACCAAUUGCAUCAGCCUCAAUAGCACAAGUCCAUGGUGCAAGGCUUAGAGGCUCACAAGAGGAUGUAGUGAUUAAGGUCUUGAAGCCUGGAAUUGAAGAUUUCUUAGUGGCAGAUUUGAACUUUAUCUACGUUGUUGCCCGUAUAUUUGAGUUCCUUAGUCCUGAGUUCAGCCGUACUUCGCUGGUUGGUAUUGUCAAAGACAUUCGUGAGUCAAUGCUUGAAGAAGUAGAUUUCAAUAAGGAGGCUAACAACAUUGAGUCAUUUAAGAGAUAUCUUGAAACCAUGGGGUUGUCAGGACAAGCUACUGCUCCAAGAGUGUAUAAGCACUGCAGUAGCCGGCGGGUACUUACAAUGGAGAGGCUAUAUGGAGUUCCUCUUACUGAUCUUGACUCCAUAAGAUCACUUGUUUCCAGUCCAGAAAACAGCCUUAUCACGGCCCUUAAUGUGUGGUUUGGAAGUUUACUUUCUUGUGAAAGUUUCCAUGCUGAUGUACAUGCAGGGAACUUAUGGCUGUUGCGUGAUGGCCGGAUUGGGUUUCUUGAUUUUGGCAUUGUUGGUCGGAUAUCACCCAAAACAUGGGCUGCUAUGGAAAUAUUCUUAGCGUCCAUCGCAACGGAAGAAUAUGAAUCCAUGGCCUCAGCUUUGAUUCAAAUGGGUGCCACAAACAGAGAUGUUGAUGCCAACGCUUUUGCAAGAGACUUGGAAAAGAUGUUCUCUUCUAUCCAGGAACUAGAUACAGAGAUAGUAGUGGCUACAGCUCGUGGAACAAAUUCAGACGCAACGGCUGUUGCUGCUAACGUAGUUGUGGAUGAGAGACAGAUGAAUGCUCUGUUCCUAGACCUGGUGCGUGUUAGCGAAUCAUAUGGGCUCAAGUUCCCGAGAGAGUUUGCACUUCUGAUGAAGCAGCUUCUGUAUUUUGAUCGGUACACGAGACUAUUAGCCCCAAACCUGAACAUGCUGCAGGAUCAGCGGAUCUCUGUCGUGUCCAACAGGAGGACGAAUCCAUACAAGGACAGCUUCAACUAA
Molecule: messenger RNA, 1632 nt
Organism: Microthlaspi erraticum
Lineage: Eukaryota; Viridiplantae; Streptophyta; Magnoliopsida; Brassicales; Brassicaceae
Source: the annotation of a GenBank genome assembly